Molecule: messenger RNA, 2053 nt
Organism: Podarcis muralis (Common wall lizard)
Lineage: Eukaryota; Metazoa; Chordata; Lepidosauria; Squamata; Lacertidae
Source: RefSeq, a predicted model, not a curated record
GGAUCUUUGUUAAUUACUUAUUUACUGUAUUUCACCCCACUUUUCAGAGGAUUGUCUCCCAAAAGAGGCUUUUUUCGUUUUUUUAGAGAGAGAAAGAUAGGCACUGACAAUCAGGCUCACAAUGACAUGCAGGGAAAAAGAGAGAAGAUGGGAAGAGAGCAUUUCUAUAGGUGUUACGAGAAUGAACCUGUGUUUCCAGAUCAAGAGCAUUGCGGGGUUUUUAUUAAUUCUGGAUUUUCAGCAAGCCGGGACAAAGGCACAACCACGGCGGGCAGUUCAAGGACCUGAUUGCACAGCAAUAUUUGCUGCCAAUGCAUCUCUCCCCAGCGGAGUUUACAGGAUCAAACCAAAGCAUUAUCAUAAGUCUUUUGAGGUAUUCUGUGAAAAGAGAUACGAUGGUGGAUGGACUAUUAUCCAGCGACGCAAUGGACAAGGGGUGUAUGGUGGACCGGAGGACUUUCGGAGGUGGAUGUCUGAAUACGAAAAAGGAUUUGGCCAUGUUGAUUUUGAACAUUGGCUAGGGCUUGUCUACAUUCAUGCUCUGACCCACCAGACAGACAAAAAAUGUGAGCUCCGAGUGGACAUGAGAAACUGCAAAGGGAAGAAAGGCUAUGCUGUAUACAAGACCUUCGAAAUUGGCAACGAAGAUGAAAAAUACCGCCUUUCUUUGGGAAAAUACAGAGGGAAUGUGGGAGAUGCAUUCAGAGGGCUUGAACCCUCUGAGAAUCAAGAUGGCAAUUUCUUCAGUGCGGUUGAUAGUGACAAUGACGACUGUGGCCCAUGUUUUGUGGGCGAUGAGGCAUUCGACAGCUGCGCUGGCGAGCUCUACGGUUCUGGGUGGUGGUUCAGUAACUGCGGCAUGGCGGAUCUCAACGGGAUGUGGCAUCCCAAAGACAGCUGUAGAGGUUGGGUAUCUGGUGUGUACUGGAAAACAUGGAGUAAUAUUGAUUCACUGCUAUUUAGUGAACUCAAGAUAAAAUGUGCUUAGCUGUAACAAUGUCAGACUCUCCAGCCUGAGAUGGCUUGCGAGUUUGUUUCCCUUUCUGCAGCAAUUUUAGUACUAAACCAUCCCUGUGUUACUAUGAAUGUCAGCCGCUUAGUAGCAAAUCGCUGAGUAUGCAACAUAUAAUCUAGCAAGUCUGACUGAUCUAAGAAAUGAAGUUUCUGCUAAUUGAUUGUUGAAGUCUUUCUGGUUUUUCGGUAGACAUAGUCCCCCUUCCCCUCCCUUUUUGCCAAAACCAUUUCAGUAAUAAGGAACAUAUAUUUUAGUGCAGUCAUAAUCCUAGACGUACUUUUACUGUCCCCUGUAGAACAAAUUAGAUAGGAACCCACCCAUAUUUCCAUCAAACACCAAUGCAAAGAGAGAGGAUGAAAAAGGGGGAAGUAAAAUUAAAGACCUUGCUUAGUAACAGGCAAGACAGUUGAGAUGUGUCAUCUGUGCCUCAGCAGUGCAACAGCUCCCCACCAGUUAAUUUCCCUCUUUGAUUAUUCCCCAAAUAGUUGAACAAAAUUUCAAAGUUUAUGGAAUUUCCCCUCCUGGCAAAAACCAGCCGUUUUGUGUGCUGCUUGAACACCUCGCUCCCCCACCAUUUUCUUCUUGGGCUAAAGAAUUGCAGGCUUCUUUGCUGCUAGGACUGCACACACAAACCAAGCUAGUUUUUUAUUUUAUUUUUUUUAGUGGGUAGGGGUGUUUGAUAUCUGCUCAGCUUUGUAUGCUUCCCAGCUGAAGGGAGGCCGCAAAAUCCUCACCUACUGUCCUAGAUAGAAUAAAAGUGUGUUGUUACCAAAGCUAAGAGAAUUUAGAAUUUGGGUUUUACAACUAAAUGGGCUGGAGGAAUUUAGGAGACAAUGCCAUUAACUCUGAUUGCUGUUGUCAGUGCAAUGAUUAGUGCAAUCCAUUAAACCAUGAAUUGGUUUAUGCAAUGCAAUUUAUAUCACAUUCCUUUGUUGCUUUAUUUCCUUCAAUUUUCAGAAUAUGCAUUUUGCUUUUCAGAUUUCAUAAGGCCGUUAAGCUUUGUACACCAAUAAACUGUUUGAUUCAUUCCAGUUAUAA